UCCUAUCAUGCCCAUCGUUGCUUUGGUCAAGACGGCCCAAAGUGGAGUGAAACGCAGGAGCAGAGACAUCGAGUCACAGAGAGAGGAUGGGAAAUUGUCUCCCACGAGAACUCAGGCAGGAAAUGACUACAUUUGAGAGAGAAAAUCAAGAUGGAGAUAAGAAAAGCAAAGAAGUUCCAUCCACUUCUGAUCAGGGUAAUGAGAAAGGCCGCGGCUCUGAAGAAGUGUGCUACUCCAUCAUCAAUCACAGUCCCUACCGGAGGGCCUCCCUGAGCUCCAACGAAGAUGGCUAUGAGAACAUCGACCCCAUCACAAAGAGAGUGAGACCAUUCACAGAUGGGUCCGAAACUGAAUACACCCUUCUGAGGACGACGUACCUCACGAGACCCUCUUCCUGCACCCCCGAGAAUGAUUAUGAAGUCGUGCUUCCUCGCCAGGGCCCUCACACCUCAUCGUCUUCCAGCAACAAACAUGAUACAGAAUAGUCACCUUCAGGGGAGUCUUCCUCUCAGCAUUCACAAAACAUUCAUUUCUGGCCAGAAUUUAGAAAUAGUAUCCUUCUGCUAUAUUGCCUGGGGAAACUCUGAAACAUGGCGUCUCUGUGGUAUCAGCUGAAAUAAUGACAAAGUAUUCUACAUCUGUUUGUUUGUAAGAUUUGAGGAUAUGGAGAUGGUGUGGAAACCUUCCUAGGACAAUAAGCAUCCACAGAUAUAUAACCUAGAAUGUCCAAUUCCAUCCCUGCUCUCCAAAUUUCAAAUGCCAACAUUCCCACUCCUAACUAUCUAUUUCAUUGUCAAGGUGUAAUCUACUCAAUAAAGAUGAAUGGAUAAAGUUGUGGUGUAU
Ceratotherium simum simum (southern white rhinoceros) is the source of this 843-nucleotide messenger RNA. RefSeq names its product germinal center associated signaling and motility like (gene GCSAML). Lineage: Eukaryota; Metazoa; Chordata; Mammalia; Perissodactyla; Rhinocerotidae. Gene Ontology annotation, biological process: regulation of lymphocyte migration; regulation of B cell receptor signaling pathway. The record is from RefSeq and is a predicted model, not a curated record.